This is a messenger RNA of Cladophialophora yegresii CBS 114405, 2235 nucleotides long. RefSeq lists its product as uncharacterized. The record is from RefSeq and is a predicted model, not a curated record. The coding region runs from base 1 to 2235 and encodes 744 amino acids. Lineage: Eukaryota; Fungi; Ascomycota; Eurotiomycetes; Chaetothyriales; Herpotrichiellaceae. The transcript has a single exon.
AUGGCUUCCAAGAAUCCCUUCUGGUCAUUCGGCACUCCUCUAGGAGUACAGCCGCCGCACGCAAUUUUCGGCCGACCGAGAGAAAGACAAUCGCAGAUUUACCAUACAUGCCUGCCAUCUAGCGAGGAUGUCACCAGCUACACCCACGCGACACCGGACUCGGCAUGGUCGCAGGCAUCUUUUCAGGCGUCGACAUUUGCCUACGACACUUCAAAGGGUGAAAAAGUGACUGUUCUAGAUGACACGUCUUCUGGCCAAGCCCGCAAUUGGCCCUUGACCCAGAAGUACUAUUCCACUUCGCCGACAGACCACGAUCUUGGAUGCCUGAAGCGGACACUAUGGAAGACGAUCCUUUUGCCGACCUCGAUCAUCAUCCUGCCGAUGGCUUGCCUUGUCACAGGGCUAUUGGCCUUAAUCUUCGGCUACAGAGUCAGAUCCGAGGCGAGCCUCUUCGAGGAAGUCUCCAACUCUCACACCUUGAACAAUCAUGCUGUCGUGCUGGUGAACUAUUCGGCAACGCGAAUAGCAUUCGUCGCUUCCUGGGCGUCGACACUUGCGCCUUUGCUGGCUGGCUUCAUCAUGAGCCUCACAAGCUUUCAGUACGCACUCAUAAUGUGGCAAUCCUCGAGCGGCGACCAGCAACAAGACCUCCCGACGCCAUACCAGUAUAGCAUUCUCGUCGGGCUUUGUUUAGCAUCGACGGGCAGGUUGGGGAGGUAUCUUUCCUACUCCCGAGAAGAUGGCGUCGUUGUUCCACCAGUCCUCCGUCGUGCCGCACGCACUCUGGCCUUGACGUUGCUCUUGGCCUGCAUUGUCUUCGGUGCCGAUACUGCCCUGCAUUACACGACCUCGACCAUCAAUUUCGACCAAGUGACCGUCUCUCGGGAGAGCCACGCAUACGGAUAUGAAUUGUCGUCACAAUGUCUUGCACUAAAUCGUACGGAGAACUUUGGACUGCCGUGCACCCGGAACGGUGUCAUCGGCGCCACGGACUAUGAUGCGUACGUGGCAGGCCAGAACGAGAUCUUCUACCUCCAACGGGGCACCUCCAAUUUGAGCGAGAUUCGCCUCGUUGGCGCGCCCCCCUCCCUGCCAUCGAACACCACUUCCGCCGGCGCCGCGAAGGUCGCGCUCUUAACACCCCAGAGCGCGAACCUGUCUCCCUUCCGCGACUUCCAAGCCCAUACUGCGGGCGUUAUAACAACGUGCGAGCCCAUCAGUUCCCAGUGCACUUGGAUCUCUGAAGGCCCGGGCCAAUACUGGAGCUCGUUCAACUGCAGCGAAAACUUCUGGGGCGUAUUGGGCAAAGCCCCCAACCUCACUGACAAAGGUAUGCUCGGCGACGACAGCUCCAUCCCCCCGCUCGGCUUCAAACCCGGAGCCGCGCUUCAGUACUCUUUCUUUAUGGACAAAGAACUGGUCAUCCCCUACGAUUCACAUGGCAACCUUGGCCCAUUCAUGUCUGAUGCCCAACUCAUCAACCCUGUGUACCUGGGCGUGGCGGCCCGAUUUCAGGACACAGCCCAGCGUGCCGGCGUCGACAUGUCCUCCGACCCGGGCAUUUAUCGCGGCCCGACUCGCUACCUGGAUUUCACGCUCCGCUGCCGCUACACGACCUACCUCGUCGACUAUGCCUGGGUGAAUUCGACUGCCAAGGUCCGCACGCUCACGCCGUCGCCCAAUGGCACCAUGGCGGAGAUGUUCCACGGCUACAACAUCGUUGGCGCAAGUGACAGCUUCGACAACGACCUGCAGGAUUUCAUCCUCGAGGCCGCGCUGCAACCCACCGCACAGGCGUUGGCCGACAGUUUCGCCAACAGCUACUCCUCACGCAUCAUGUCCGUCAUCGGACCGUUUCUCUCCGGCCGGGCAAAUGUGCAGGAACAAAUGCGCACGCCGCUGCUGGUGGCCAAGGUGCCCAAGAUUCCACUCGCCAUCCUGGUCGCAGGGUGUUGCUGCUACAUUGUCUUUGGGUGCGUCUGUGCCGUGAUCGCGUACCGCGCUCUGAGGACGGUGGAUGUGCGGGAUCUCGCGUUUCGAUUCUCGCUACCCGCGUUGGGGCUGCACGCUUUUAGGGACGUCAGCGUGGAAAGAGGGGCCGUGGACGUGGACGUGGGUGGGAGGGCACAGGACAGCCAUCGAGUGUUUGAUGAGACCAAGAUUAGGGGCGAGACCAUGAGAGUGGCGGUCGAGGGGAAUCCGAGGAGUGGGUUUGUUCUGAAGAGUCUGGUUUAA